Molecule: messenger RNA, 3246 nt
Organism: Chondrus crispus (carragheen)
Lineage: Eukaryota; Rhodophyta; Florideophyceae; Gigartinales; Gigartinaceae
Exons: 3
Coding region: 1-3246 (1081 amino acids)
Biological process (GO): DNA integration
Molecular function (GO): nucleic acid binding
Source: RefSeq, a predicted model, not a curated record
AUGGGACAAAAUGGAGAUGAUGGAAGUACAUCGCAGCAUGAUCUAUCCACGUCCUUCGAAUCUGCCCCUAACGACACAGAGGUUAUUGAGGCUCUCUUAUCAAGUGCUGAUGUCAACAUCAAUCUGGCUCAUGCAGAAGAUUCGCCACUUGGUGGCUCAACGGAGCACGUUGGAAGUUCACAAGCUACGAUUGAGGUAGAUGCAACUGGGGAUUCGGAUUGUGAAGGUUAUCUGCUCACUGUCUUCGAAGACAUGACAGAUGAGGAUGAAGUAAUUAUAUCCAUGAGCACUGAUGGCAAGCAAGAGCGCGCAGACUUUCUCGGCGCGUGCAUCGACACUGGUGCGCAAAGGUCUGUCAUUGGAAAACCCCAAGCCGAAGCUUACUACAUUUUCAUGGGCAUUCCGUUUUGUUUGGAACAAUCAGGUCACCCUCGCGUCUACAAGUUUGGAGCACAUCGAUACAAAGGUCUUGGAUCAGUAUUCAUUCGCAUACCCGUGGAUAGUAACCAGUUCAUCUUCACUGAGGUUCAAGUAGUAGACCUGGAUGUACCAUUGCUCCUGGGUCUAGAGUUCCUGGACCAAUAUGGAAUGAAGGUCCAAGUGUCGGAGAACUUGCUCACAUCGGAAGAAGGCGGGUGGAAACUGCCUUUAACCCGAAAGCUCGGGCAUCUCUAUCUCGAGUGGUGCACUGAAAUGCUAUACACCUCUGGGGAACUACGCAAGAUCCACAGGCACUUCUUCCAUCCUACUUCUGAUCGCCUGUACGCUGUGAUGAAACGUGCGGAUCCAGAACAUUGUUCACCCCAGGAUCUACACAAACUUGAGGACGUAACUGCCCGUUGUGAUGUAUGCCAACGACUCAGUCGUGCGCCUAGCCGAUUCCGUGUGUCGUUGCCACACAAAGACAUUGUCUUCAACCGCAUCCUUUGUGUAGAUAUAAUGUUCCUGGAUAAGAAGGUUGUGCUGCACUGCGUGGACAAAGACACAAAGUUCAACAGUGCUGCCUUUAUUUCAGACCAAACCGUUGACACUCUGUGGUCUACCUACCAGAAGAUUUGGUCCUUGCCAUAUGCCGGACAUCCGGAGCAUAUGCAUGCGGACCAAGGGCCACAAUUCGAGUCAAGACGCUGGGAGGGCUUGUGUCAUCUGGCCGGUAUAGAGUUGACGUUGUCUGGAGUUGAAGAACAUAACGCGUUAGGUGAAGGCGAAAGAUAUCACGCAUAUCUUCGCCAAGUCUACAACAAGUUCAAGGCGGACUUUCCUACCAUCGAUGCCGAAUAUGCUCUCCAAAUUGCGAUCAAGGCAGUCAACGACACCGCAGGGCCAAGGGGGCUGGUGCCGACACUGCUUGUUUUCGGUAUCGCUCCACGAACGCUGGUGUCACCACUCGACCUGCCACAUCAGAAGAAACGAAUGCAGGCGUUGGUGACUGCCAGAAAUGAGAUGGCAAGAACGAUAGCUCAACGACGCAUCAACACAGCUCUGAGUUCCAAUGUACCUGCAGCUGCGGCAUCCGACAUGACAAUAGGUACAUACGUCCUCGUCCAUCGAGAGUCUCCAGUUAGCAAAUGGAUUGGACCUUAUCGAAUUUGUGAUACCUUUGGCAAGCAUGUCUUCUUCGACGUUAAGGGGCGCUUCGUAAAGUUCUCAGUAGAUAAAGUUAAACCAUACAAGAGAGACCCAUCUGCAGGCGCAAUGGAAGAUAGGGCAGUCCUACCGCAAGAUACCACUAGCGAUACUGAACGCAGCAAUCAAGAAUACUCCAAAGUGUUCGAUGACCUACUAGCAUCAGAUGAGCCUAUCCGUGCUGAUGAGUUUUGCAUCUCGGAAGAGUCUCUGUCGUGUGAUGAUGUAUACUUGACCAAGCUCCUAUCCCCGGGUGACCCCGACUGUGACUCGAGCUACUUCCGCGCUGCCCAGUUCGCCGAGGUUCAAGGGCUGAGGGAAAGGGAGACAUGGGAUGUAGUGAAGAAGAGGGACAUGCCCACGGGAGCUAAUGUGCUUGGGGGAAGGUUUGUUCUCGCUAUCAAGAACUUCGGAUUGAAAGAAGAAAAGCCAAAGGCGCGCUACGUUGACUUGCAGUUUUUCGAAAUGAGUGCUGAUGACGCCCUUGAUCUCCGCAAACCGUUGUACGGAAACGGUGACAGUGGCGACUACUGGAGAGUGACAUUCGAUCGUCAUGCAAGGCAGGACUUGAAGAUGACACCGACUGAUGGUGACCCAUCUCUGUUCAUCUUAGUUCAAGUUGAGCCGUCUGAUGACUCAGCCACAGAAGUCGAGCAGGCGGAGGGGUGCAUGGGUAACUACGUCGACGACAGUCUGCUUGCAGGAAACAAGGCUUUCCAAGAGCUCACCAAUGCUACACUAAGGAAAUUUGAGUCUCGUGAACGCAUCUGGGACAGUUUCGAAUUUUUUGGAUGUGCUAUCAAAACCAUCGCACCCGGACAGUUCACAAUUAGCCAAGUUGACUACCUUUCGAAGGUUGGUCGUGUGCCCGAUGACUGCAGCUUCAACUUGUAUCGAAGUGUGCGGGCCGAAGCUGCAUGGGCCACACAUACCCGUCCAGAUGUUAGCUGUGCAGUUAAUCGUGCGGCACAAGUGCCGAAAGGAGAAGGAGAGGAUGUAAGCUCUGUUCAUGUUUCCGUUCUCAACAGCGCUAUAAAGCGCAUGAAGUCAUCUCCCGAACUUUCGUUAAGAUUCGACCAUCUGGAUGAAUCGACACUGCAGCUCCGCGCAUAUACAGAUGCCUCGUUUGGUGCAAAUGAAGAUUUCUCAUCUCAACUUGGGUAUAUCGUUUUACUGUGUGAUUCGAGCAACCGUUGUCACAUCUUGGACUUUGCAAGUAAGAAGUCCAAGCGCAUUGUGCGCUGCAUUCUAGGUGGGGAGGUAUACGCUUUCACGGAAGGUUUCGACUGCGCGUUUGUUCUCCGCCACGACUUGCAGAAGCUCUACGGUCGUACAAUUCCUUUGCAGAUGCGAACUGACUCUAAGCAAAUGUUCGACGUCAUCAUGAAGGCCUCGCACACGUCUGAAAGAAGGCUCAUGAUAGAUAUUGCCGCUGCGCGUGAGGCGUACAAUGAAAAUGAAAUAUCCAACGUUGGUUUGGUACGUUCCGAACACAAUGUGGCCGAUGGACUCACGAAGCCGAAAUAUUGCAAAGCAUUAGAGUCACUGCUACGUACUGGAAAAGAUGAAAAUCCUGUAGAGCAAUGGAUCAUUCGGGCACCCUCUCGCUCGUCUUUUUAA